GUUAGACACAAAUAUGUCACGCAAUUCACGGAUGGGAAACGUUACAGACUCAUAAUUGUCUUCCUAGGAAUGAUACUAGAGAAUGGAUGAUCCACGACACGAUGAUAUGGUAUUGACAUCAUCCACAAACAAUAAAGACUUUGGAGCUCUUGUUUCUAUCAAUGGUACAGUAGAGAAAACACAGUCAGAUUAUUGUAAUGAAGUAAACGAUAAACUUCGUUUAGCUGAAGAUGUAAUAAAAUGUCUAUCUGAAAGAUGCGAAGAACUGGAAAGUCUAAGCGAAUAUCUUCCGUGUGUUAGGAAAGAAAUUCGUGGCCAAAUCGAUCAAAGCAUGCAAAUGAUACAAAGAUCUGUAAGUGAAAGACACGACUAUCUUUUAAAUGAACUUGAUACUUGUUUGAGCGUGAGAAAUGAAGCUAUAAAUAAGUUACAUACAGAAUUCGAAACUCGACUUCAAAGACUAUCUUCACACGUUGAUCUUUUGAAAAGACUUUUACAAGCACAACCCACUAAUGAAAUCUCUUAUCAAACUCAAAAGGUUAUUCAGAACACAGUUUCAAGAGAUCUUGCUACUCAAAAACACAAAGCUGAAAUCGAAAAGCUUAUUUCUGCCCCAGUACCUUUGCACCCAUCUGAAACUGAUACUAUGUCAUUCUUUCCCACUGAUUUAGAUCAGGUUUUGGGUAUGGUGAAGUGUGUUGGCUCUCUCGGCUUAACUGCAGUUGAUGCUCAAAAUACGAGCUUAUCUGAUAACUACUUGGAUCAUUUUGUCACAGUCAGACGUUGUCAAGCAAAUGAAGAAGUCAAGGUUGAUAUUAUCACUAAUGACAGGUUGGGCCGUGCAGUAGCAAAUGCAUCCAGUAAGGAAUUUUCAGUCCUCUUAACUCAGAAAAGCAUUAGUGAAAUGGAGGUUGGAAUUCAAGAGAAACAAAUAUCGGACAGCGGUUCUAGUCUUUCACUUUAUAGCAAUCACAAUGGAAAUAACAUUCAAGGAAAUAAUUUACAAGUUGUUUAUAAAAUUUCUCAUCCUGGUUUGUACGAUCUAAGAAUUAAAUUAUUUGGUGAACACAUAAAGGGAUCUCCUUACUGUAUAAGUGUUGAUAGUCCUCCUAAAGCAAGUCUACAAGCAAUAUCUGAUACGAUGAGAGAAAUUAGUGAAUUACCACGUCGUACACAACACAGAAUUCAGUCAAGAAGACGUUGUCAGUCUGUACCUGUUUAUUCAAAUCUAUCUGAUCAGCCAACAGCACUAGCUGAUCUAUAUAAAAUGGAAAGAGGUGACUUUUUAUAUUCCGUUGGUACAAAAGGAAGAGGUAAUGGUGAGUUUGCAAAUCCAUCUGGAAUAUGUAUUACAAGAGAAAAUAAAAUACUUGUCGCUGAUAGUAACAAUGCAUUUAUUCAAGUAUUUACACUUCAAGGUCAAUUUAUCUUUCGUUUUGGAGAGUAUGGAUAUCACCCUGGUCAGUUAAUGCGACCAGUCGAUGUAGCAGAAACAAUCAAUGGAAAUUAUCUAGUUUCAGAUUAUGAUUUGCAUUGUGUGACAGUAUACAAUACAAGUGGACACUAUAUGUCUAGGUUUGGCCAACGUUACCUCUCUGGUCCUAAGGGUAUGGUUGUAGACAGUCGUGGACGUAUUCUGGUAGUCGAUCAAAAAUCUUGUAUGAUUUGUAUUUUUAAGCCAACUGGAAAGUUUAUCAAUCGCUUCGGUGCACGUGGUCUAGCUGAUAAUCAUUUUGGCAAUCCAAUAUUUAUAGCUGUCAAUUCACGAGAUGAAAUAUUUGUCUCAGAUCAUGUACAUCAUUCUAUUAAAGUAUUUGAUGUAAAUGGAUUAUUUUUAUAUAAAUUUGGAGUGAACGGAAUUGAUCCGGGCAUGUUACAUGCUCCAACAGGUAUUGGAUUUGAUCGAUUUGACCGUAUUUUUAUCAGUGACUGGGGGAACAAUCGAGUACAGGUAUUUGAUCAAACUGGAAACUAUUUGCGUAUGAUUGACAGCAAACUGGAGACAUUAAGUGGUCCUCAAGGUUUGGCGCUGCAUCAAGUAUCCAAUAAACUUCUUGUUGUAGAUCCAGGCAAUUAUUGUUUCAAGGUAUUCAAUGCCAAUUCAACAAAAGAACAAGGCCGAUUAUCAUCAUAUUAGUCAAUCGGAAUUAAUGGUUUGAUGGUCAGAAAUUUUUUAAGAAACCAUUGAGAAUUCAAUAAUGCCUUUCUUAUGACUACAAAACUAAGCUUCCUUAAUUCUACCUUUCUCUCUUAUGUACAAAAGAUGACCUAAUGGAGCAAGUUUUCUUUGUAUAGGAUACUUUUUAUGGAUUUCCCCUUGGAGAUUACAAGAUUUUCAACAUAAUAUUCUCUAUCACAUAAUUUAAUGAAGUUUACUUCAAUAUUUGUGUAUGCAUUUAUAUUUCUAACAUGAUGACAUAUACCUCACAUUUUUUCAGAUAUAUGGAUACAUUGAUUAAGAAAUCGUUCAGCAUAAUUACUAAUCAGCUCAACAGCUUUUUAAUAGUUACCUGGAUUUACUAAAUUUUCAAUAUUAUUCAAAAUUACUUGAUAUACCGUAAAAUUUACUCUUAAAUAUUAAUUUGAAAUAUGUAGAGUAAUAUAUAUGAUUGGUAGGUCGAACUGUUUCUAGCUUCAUUUAACUUUUCCUAAAGAUGAUUUAAAGCAUAAACUUCUAGUCAUAUGUUAUUAUGUAAAUAAAAUCACAAGUGAUUUACAUAUAUCAAAUUCAGUUAUUGGGAACUAACUGCAGUAUUCUGUUAUAAUGUGCAAAAUAUUAUUUGAUAAUCUUGAAUUCAUUUGAUUUUCAUUAAUCUUCAGAUAUUUCAUCGCAUGUCAACCGGCUAUAAUGUAUUUAAUUUUCAGGCAUGUUCAUUCUGUCUUAUACUUUUGUACAUAUGAUAAGAGAAGAACAAAAUUAUGAUAACGUAGUCAGUUGUUUGGUUUUCUUAUUUGUUAUUUAACUGGGGAUACUUAAUAAAUUUACUGUACUAGCCGAUCCAGUCUUGUAAGCCGUUAUCACUCACUUAUCAUCAAUGUAGAGCCUAAAACUAAUUUGGGUUGGCCCAAGUUGUCAUACCGUGUUAGCACGACGUGAUGAAAUUAACAAGUUGGAUUGCAAAAGAGUUCUAUACAAUGUAGUAGAAAUGACAAUAAGAAAGAUUGAACAUUGAGAAUAUAUUUCAGAAGGACGAUGGAUAAGUAUAUAUGAAAGUAUAUUGGAAUCGAAGGUUGAAAGGAAGAUGAAGGGGAAAUGAACCUGAUUCAUUGUAAAUGAUUCUGAGCCAUAUCUCCUAACAUCUUCAGCCACUGAUCGGGGUUAUCGCGCUUGUCUUAAUGAGGUGAUCCACACAUACCAACAUGGCCAGACCAACGGUGAGUGACUUUAUGGUCUGAUGCCAAGUAUUUAUUUAGCUGCCACUAGCUUCCUUCCAAAUUAAUUCUGAGCCAACUUGGAUAGGCAGCGGUUGAGCAUAUAUAGUACUUAUUCCAACCACUUAAAUUAGUGAGGAUUCACAGUCUCAUCAACCAAUACGACAUCUUUCCUUAGUACCCUAUGUCUAACCUCAACAGUGCUUACUUGACAGUUUCACGAUACUCCAGAAAUAAUUUGGCGAUACUUAUGAAUAAAAACUAGUAGCCCACAUUUAUUUACUAUGAACAGGGGACCUCCAUGAUUUGUAGCAAGCGAAUAAUAAGAUGAAACUGGUUCAGAUGAAUAUUUUUAUUGGCUAAAAUAAUUUCAUAUAACUGAUGCUACUGGAAAUCGUGAAUCACACAGCACAAGUAAUAACCUAAAGACUGUAGAUGAAGAUUUGUUUUACACCCAAAUUUGAUCAAAAUCAUCUCGAAAAUACACUUAUUUUUAGUACGUUUUGUUUGCACUAGUAGACAGGCAAACGUACAUAAAUUAAACUGAGUAAUAAUUGACAUAAAUUAAUCAAUAAUUUACUGGAAUAAUAUAGAUUUACAAUGUCAUAAAACUAAUCCUUUCUAAUCAAAGGAUACAAUUAAUCUAAUUACCCCUAAAAUUCUGACUAAAUGUCAUAGACAACUGGAAAAAGAAUUAUUUUCGUAAACCACUGACAAAUACUCUAACAAUUAAAAAUUCUCGCUCACCAUAUCAACAUGCUUACAGUCUCCAUCCAUAUAUUUAUCAUAAAGUGGUAUACUGUCAAACUCUUUUACUGAUCAUUUUGUCAAUGUAUGGAGCCGUUUAGAGAGGGACAAUUAGGCGAACAAUAGGAGGAUUACUUUACCGUCACGGUUACUUUCUGACAAUACAAAGGUCUCCAUUGUUUUAUCAACUGAGAUGUUGUAAUAUAUCAGUGACAAACCAGAAAUAGGCAUGCAACUGAAGAUCUUACAACGUAAAGUAAAUCCAUGGAAGUAUGUUUAUCCUACAUUCAUAG
This is a messenger RNA of Schistosoma rodhaini, 4412 nucleotides long. The record is from the annotation of a GenBank genome assembly. Lineage: Eukaryota; Metazoa; Platyhelminthes; Trematoda; Strigeidida; Schistosomatidae.